AUGUGUUCUCACUCUCAAGAAAAAAAAGGAAAGAAUAAAAGUUCACCACAGUAUCAUCAACUGUUAGCCGGCAGCUGUCGUAGUUUGAAGCAGUCAGACCUAACCGCAUGUGGCAUUUACAAUCUCUGUAGUCACUGUUCUUUUUCUCGUGUCUUUCCAGGACUGAUUUUUUUUGGACCAAGUGCCAAAAUGCCAUCUGAUUCUAAGAAAAGAAGAGAUGCCCAAAAGAAGGCAGCUGCGGCCCAAGGUCGAAACAAAAAGAAAAAUGGGUCUGCCAAAGAAGCUGCCACCAAUGGUGUAUCAGUGGAUGCUGUUACAGAAGGACUUGGUGAAAUGGACUUGGUUUCUCAGCAUCGUUCAUGUACAGGGGUCCUUGCUUCACACCCUGAUAGCCGAGAUUUGCAUAUUCACAAUUUAUCCAUUACAUUUCAUGGAGCAGAAUUACUUACGGACACAAAAUUGGAACUGAAUGUUGGGCGCCGUUAUGGUGUGCUGGGAUUGAAUGGAUGUGGAAAGACUUCUUUACUGGCUGCCAUUCAAAUGAAAGAAUUUCCUAUCCCCAAACAUAUAGAUACAUUUUUGUUGAGCAGAGAAAUGCCACCCACAGAUAAGAAUGCUUUGCAAUGUGUUAUUGAAGUUGAUACGGAGAGACUGCGACUGGAAAAAGAAGCAGAAAUGUUGGCUGCCAAAGGAGAUCUGGAAUCUCAUGAACGCCUGAUGGACGUGUACGAGCGCCUUGAUGAUAUGGAUGCUGAUAAAGCUGAGGCAAAGGCCGCAUAUAUUUUGCAUGGUCUAGGUUUUACGAAAGAAAUGCAGCACAGAUCUGUGAAAGAUUUCUCUGGUGGUUGGCGUAUGAGAAUUGCUUUGGCCAGAGCAUUAUAUAUCAAGCCGGCUCUCCUCAUGUUGGAUGAACCAACCAAUCAUUUGGAUUUGGAUGCCUGUGUCUGGCUAGAAGAGGAAUUGAAAAACUACAAAAGAAUCUUGGUGAUCAUUUCUCACUCACAGGACUUCUUGAAUGGUGUUUGUACAAAUAUUAUUCAUAUGCACCUCAAAAAGCUGGUCUACUAUGGAGGUAAUUAUGAUGCUUACGUGCAAACCCGUAUGGAACUUGAAGAGAACCAAAUGAAGAAAUAUAAAUGGGAGCAAGAUCAAAUUGCUCAUAUGAAGAACUACAUUGCUAGAUUUGGUCAUGGCAGUGCCAAAUUGGCUCGACAAGCUCAGAGUAAAGAAAAGACUUUGAAGAAAAUGGUAGAUAGUGGUUUAACUGAAAAAGUUACACAAGAUAAGACAUUGACCUUCUACUUUCCACCCUGUGGCUCUCUACCACCUCCAAUUGUGAUGGUGCAACAUGUCUUCUUUAAAUACGCUGAUGACAAGCCUUUUAUUUACAAAGACUUAGACUUUGGAAUUGACCUUGACAGCAGAGUGGCCUUGGUAGGCCCGAAUGGAGCAGGAAAAUCUACUUUGCUCAAAUUGAUUUAUGGAGAGCUUUAUCCAACUGAAGGAUUAAUAAGACGACACUCCCACUUGAAGAUUGGGCGUUAUCACCAACAUCUUCAUGAAAUUCUAGAUCUGAACAUGAGUGCUUUAGAUUGGAUGAUGAAAUGCUUUCCUGACAUACGUGAAAGGGAAGAAAUGAGAAAAAUCAUUGGUCGAUAUGGCUUGACUGGACAACAACAGGUGUGUCCCAUUAAGAAUUUGUCAGAUGGUCAGCGUUGCCGUGUCAUCUUUUCUUGGUUGGCUUGGCAGAAUCCUCACAUGCUCCUCCUAGAUGAACCUACGAAUCACUUGGAUAUUGAGACAAUUGAUGCUUUGGCUGAAGCUAUUAAUGAUUUUGAUGGUGGCAUGAUUUUGGUCAGCCACGACUUCAGACUGAUUUCUCAGGUGGCUGAAGAGAUCUGGGUGUGUGCAAAUCAAACAAUAACUAAAUGGACAGGUGACAUUUUCAGCUACAAAGAAUAUUUGGCAAAGAAUGUGCAGGAAAAAAUGGCUAAAUUGGAUAAAUAA
Acanthosepion pharaonis is the source of this 2007-nucleotide messenger RNA. NCBI's taxonomy places the organism in Eukaryota, Metazoa, Mollusca, Cephalopoda, Sepiida, Sepiidae. The record is from the annotation of a GenBank genome assembly.